GUUCUAGCCCAACUAUAACGUGUAUGUAACGUGCUAUGGUGCGGGACUAGUAUCCUCCCUUACAGCUUUUCUCUGUAUAAAACUGCGAGGUGCAACUGUUGGUGACACACCCCUUUCCUCCUGGGCGCAUAUGGUAUAUUCCGGUGAGAUGCUGUGCGGAGCUCGGUGGGCUAUAGUGUCUGGCGGACAGAAGAUCUCGUGAAGGUUUUCGUGUGAAUCACAAAUGGUCUGGUAGCGGUUGAAUCCCGCCACAGCCAGCCUCUGUAGUGUAUCUCGCACCAGCUUACCAGCUCACUCCAGUACCGUUUAUCGCAUCCGAGAAUCUCAACUCGAGCGAGCUAGACUCAGUCGACUCGCCUGCAUCUCUUCCCAAGGAUAACCAGUACAGCGCGCAGGAAUGUAAAUAGCCCGCUGCCAUCUAUCAGAGAAGUGACGCUUUGGCAUGGAACUUAGUACGCUCAACGCAUGCAAAGGGAAUGAGUGAGAGAGAGAGUGGGAGAUGAACCAGAUGAACAGCAAGCCGUAUCAGUCCCUCUCCAGGGCUCGUCCAGACAUGGAGCUGCGCUACUCCAGCUCCUCGGAGGAGAGCGAGGAGGGCACCGACCGCCUCCAGCAGCCGUACAGCCACACGCACGCCGACUACAGCCACGACCGCAGGCUCGCCUACAACAGCCACCGCGUCAAGAGGAAAACCAGCCAACAGCCAAACGCAGAUGAAGACUUCCUCCACGCACCCUCUUCUCAGCGCCCGUAUGCCGGUGGCGUGUCCGUCUGUGGCGGUUCCGACCCGGACACAGACCCCGAGGGCCCGGCCUCGCCAGACCACGCCCUGCACCUGUGGAUGCAGGAGGUGAAAUCGGAGCACGGCUCCGGCCUGUCCAGCCGAGCCAACUCCAUCCUGUCUCUCACCGACACCGAGCAGGAGAGGAAGUCCGACAUGGACAACGGUAAGACACCGCUGCUGUCAUCACACAUACAAGUCAACGUACACAUGGAAACAUAUACAUACAUAAAAUAG
Molecule: messenger RNA, 1018 nt
Organism: Clupea harengus (Atlantic herring)
Lineage: Eukaryota; Metazoa; Chordata; Actinopteri; Clupeiformes; Clupeidae
Gene: tenm1
Product: teneurin-1-like
Exons: 3
Coding region: 500-1018 (172 amino acids)
Biological process (GO): signal transduction; heterophilic cell-cell adhesion; neuron development
Cellular component (GO): neuron projection; membrane
Molecular function (GO): protein homodimerization activity; protein heterodimerization activity; cell adhesion molecule binding
Source: RefSeq, a predicted model, not a curated record